UAGAGAUUGAUACAGAGUAUACACAGGCACUCGACGUUUUAAAUAUCUAUCAUAAAAAAAAAUGUCAUCCUGUAAACAUAAUAUCAUGUUUACAGGAAGACAAUUUUUUUGAAUUAUAGAUUUAUAUUUUUAAAAACGUCGACUGCCUGUGAGAGUAUAGACGAGUUCUCCCGAUUGGGACGAGUUAACCUGGGGCGAGUUGUGUAGGGAGCGAGUUCCUAAGAGCCGAUUCGACUGUAAAUAAUGGCAGCGAAUGCAGCAAAGGCACUGCGUUUUGGAUCACGAUUGAAGGAGUUGAGGAUUCAUUUAUGCCAGAAGACGCCUGCCAGCCAGGGUGUCAGGGAGUUUAUAGAAAGCCAUUAUGUACCCAUAAAGCAGAGUAACCCAAACUUUCCAAUAUUAAUACGAGAGUGCAGUGAUAUUCAACCGAGAGUUUUUGCUAGAUAUGAGUUUGGACAGGAAAGCAGUUCAUCUCUUAGUAACCUGAGCAGUGAAGAAGUUAUGAAAGUGGUGUCAAAAAUGGCAACAGCAUGAAAAACACUAUAUAUUUAAUUCCUUGUUUAUGAAUUUUGUUUAAUAAAUUGUGACAACAGA
Messenger RNA from Ostrea edulis (European flat oyster), 594 nucleotides. RefSeq names its product NADH dehydrogenase [ubiquinone] 1 alpha subcomplex subunit 2-like. The coding region runs from base 244 to 534 and encodes 96 amino acids. The transcript is spliced from 3 exons. NCBI's taxonomy places the organism in Eukaryota, Metazoa, Mollusca, Bivalvia, Ostreida, Ostreidae. The record is from RefSeq and is a predicted model, not a curated record.